Molecule: messenger RNA, 1541 nt
Organism: Brassica oleracea var. oleracea
Lineage: Eukaryota; Viridiplantae; Streptophyta; Magnoliopsida; Brassicales; Brassicaceae
Product: patatin-like protein 3
Exons: 7
Coding region: 172-1410 (412 amino acids)
Biological process (GO): lipid metabolic process
Molecular function (GO): monoacylglycerol lipase activity; glycerophospholipase activity
Source: RefSeq, a predicted model, not a curated record
CUCGUUCUAUAUAUAUGGGUUUGUGUUUAUCCGUAACGGUAGGUCGUUCUAAGAGUUUCAUCACAUUGAUCAUCUCUGUCUUGAAAACGGAACGAGAAUUAAACUUUUACCGAGAAGACAUAAUAAGAUUAGUUUUUGAGAUUAUUUCAAAAGAAAUUAGGAGAUAAAAACAUGGAUUUCUCGUCAGAGAGAAGAGUCUCUUGUCUUCCUCCUUCGUACGGACAACUUGUGACGAUCCUUAGCAUCGAUGGUGGUGGGAUCCGUGGGAUCAUUCCCGGCACCAUCUUAGCUUACCUCGAAUCACAACUCCAGGAGUUGGAUGGUGAGGAGGCAAGGCUUGUGGAUUAUUUCGAUGUUAUCUCCGGGACAAGUACAGGAGGUUUAAUAGUGGCGAUGUUGACCGCAGAGGACAAAGAAUUUAAAAGCAGCCGUAACCGCAACCGCCCUUUGUUUGCAGCCAAAGAAAUCGUUUCUUUUUAUCUCAAGCAUUCUCCUAAAAUCUUCCCACAAUCGCGAGGGAUGUGUAGUUGGGCUCAAACCAUGAGAAGACUUGUAUGUGGACCAAAGUACAACGGGAAAUACCUUCACGAAGUAAUCCAAGGUUACUUGGGAGACACGCGACUGACUCAAACUAUGACAAACGUUGUCAUACCUUGCUUCGACAUCAAGAAACUCCAACCAGUUAUCUUCUCUUCUUACCAGGCGGUGAAUCAUCAAGUUAUCGACGCAAAACUAUCAGAUAUAUGCAUAAGCACAUCAGCGGCACCAACUUAUUUCCCAGCUCAUCGAUUCACUAACGAAGACAAUGAAGGAAACAAACAUGAAUUUAACCUCAUUGACGGUGGUAUCGCUGCUAAUAACCCGACGCUAUGUGCGAUUGCGGAAGUGACAAAGCAGAUAGUAAAGAAGAAUCCAGCAAUGGGAGAGAUUAGCCCAUUGGAUUAUACAAGAUUUGUGGUGAUAUCACUUGGGACAGGUUCGAUUAGGAACCAAGAGAAGUAUGAUGCAAAAAUGGCGUCAAAAUGGGGAAUGUUAAGUUGGAUCUAUGGAAAUGGUUCGACUCCAAUUCUUGAUUGUUACAGUGAAGCCAUUCACGACAUGGUUGAUUACCAAAGCUCUGUCGUCUUUCAAGCUCUUCGUUCCGAGAACAAUUAUUUACGUAUCGAUGACGAUACGUUGAAGGGUGACUUAACUUCAGUGGACUUAUCGACAGAAGAGAACAUGGAAGGUCUUGUUCAAGUUGGUGAAGCUUUAUUGAAGAAAAAUGUUUCUCGUGUCAAUCUCGAAACCGGCCAUUACGAACCCAUCUCUGAUCACGUAACCAAUGAGGAAGCUCUCAAAAGGUUUGCAAAGGUUCUGUCCGAAGAAAGGAAACUCAGAGAAUCAAGAUCUCCUAAACUCAAGACUUGAUUUUAUAAAUGUACCCAAAAAUAAUCUGUAAAACUCAUUGUUUGUAUCUACUUGUGUGAUUACAUAGAUUCACUUUACUUUGUGAGGAAAACAAUAUUUGAAUAUGAAUAUGAAUAUGAUCCCGUACAUAC